Molecule: messenger RNA, 219 nt
Organism: Coccidioides immitis RS
Lineage: Eukaryota; Fungi; Ascomycota; Eurotiomycetes; Onygenales; Onygenaceae
Exons: 1
Coding region: 1-219 (72 amino acids)
Source: RefSeq, a predicted model, not a curated record
AUGGACCUCCUUUCCCAACCAAUCAGCUUAUUGUGCCAAGGCUCUAGUGCCCAGGCUCUCCAUAAGAACCACAAAGGCAAUAAUAGGCUUGGCACUGGUUUUCCAACUCCAUCUGGAGGCCAAGCCCUCCUUUACCAAACUGGUUUUGUCAAGCAUGCAUCAUUCUUCAUCAGCAACUGGUUAAAAGAUAUUCUUGCCAUACUUCUUGGGCUUCCAUAG